Messenger RNA from Penicillium alfredii, 1476 nucleotides. Its product is annotated as purine-cytosine permease family protein. The record is from RefSeq and is a predicted model, not a curated record. Gene Ontology annotation, cellular component: plasma membrane. Gene Ontology annotation, molecular function: transmembrane transporter activity. Lineage: Eukaryota; Fungi; Ascomycota; Eurotiomycetes; Eurotiales; Aspergillaceae. Bases 1 to 1476 code for a protein of 491 amino acids. Gene Ontology annotation, biological process: transmembrane transport. The transcript has 4 exons.
AUGACCAUCUUCAAAGAUCAUCUUGCCAAACCUCAGCUUGACUCUGCGGACACGCAGCAAGCCCAGCCAUGGAUUCACGGCAGAUUGUCUAUCGAGGAGGGCGGGAUCGAGCGAGUUACCGUUGAAGAGCGGCAACACAAUCCCACUAAGUUUUGGAAUGCCGCGACUUUUUGGUUCAGUGCAAAUAUGGCUGUGGCCACCCUCAACAUCGGUUCCUUGGGCGGGACCCUUGGCCUGGCCUUCUGGGACUGCUUCAUCGUGAUUCUCGUUGUCAAUAUCAUCAGUGAUCUGCUCCCUGCAUGGACUGCCACUGUAGGCCUUACAGGUUUACGCAUGACUACAUUUUCACGGUAUUCCUUCGGGUACUGGGGAAAUAUGCUUGUCGUUAUUUUUUCAAUGAUUGCAACGACAGGAUGGAACGCGAUUAACUCAAUCUCGGGUGCCUCAGUGCUCAACGCCUUGUCGAAUGGACAGUUCCCUACCUGGGCCGGAGCCAUCGUCAUCUGCACUUCAGUUUGGGUAAUCUGUGCACUCGGCAUUAGCUGGAUCCACCGUCUAGACACAUAUAUCUGGAUUCCGCCAUUGAUAGUAUGGUGCGUUGCUGCCGGUACUGGGGCAUCUCAGCUCACUGGAGAAGAGAACCCUGAACCGCUCCAAGGUACUGACAAGGCGGCCGCGAUCCUCACCUACAUGGCGACCAUCUUCUCCUUCUCUGUGUCGUGGGUCAACUGCGCGGCUGAUUAUAACGUGCGAAUGCCGCCAAAUACACCACGCUGGAAAAUCUUCAGUGCUACUUAUAUCGGGAUUUUCGUGCCCACCGUGUUGGUUCAGACACUCGGUGCCGCGUUGUAUACCGGCACUGUGAGAAAUACCGUUUGGAAAGAUGCUUACCAGGAGUCUUCUAUUGGAGGCUUGCUCAAGAUGGCUCUCGAACCUGCUGGCGGUUUUGGGAAGUUCCUCAUGGUUCUUGCGGCAUUGAGUGCCAUUCCAAACAAUAUCCCCAACAACUAUUCCUUUGCUCUCCAUACACAGAAUCUAGGCCCAUGGGCUAUGCGCAUUCCUCGGAUGGUUUGGGUCACUUUUGGGUUUGUAGCUGCGAUCAUCAUCGGCUGCUGUGCUGCCAAAUAUUUCCAAGACACUCUUCAAACUUUACUGAGUGUCAUUGGAUAUUGGACAGUUAUCCACAUCACCUUGAUAAUGGAAGAGCAUUUCAUGUUCCGGCGUGGUUGGGCUGGGUAUGACUUCGAUUCUUGGAAUAGUCCGGGUGGUCUGCCAUUCGGAUGGGCGGCAAUCGGGGCCUUUGCGUUUGGAUUUCUGGGGGCUGCCCUCGGCAUGAAAGUGGCCUGGUAUGCUGGGCCAAUUUCUUCACUUAUUGGUAAAAGCGGUGCGAAUAUUGGCCAUGAGUUGACAUUUGCAUUUUCUGGGGUUGUAUUUCCAGUGUUUCGUUGGGUGGAAAAACAUUAUGGAGGGCUGUGA